CUCCCGCUCCCUCUCUCUCCCUUUUUGUCUCUCUCUCCCUCUCCCUCUCCCCCAUCUCUGAUUAGAUACACUGAUUCUUCAUUCAAUGGACGUCAUUUAGAACAGGCUCUGCCUUGAGUUGCCUUCUCGCUUCACGCUCGAUUUCCAGCCAUUCUUCCCUUAUUAAGUGUUCGUGUAAUAUUAAUAGUCAUGAAUAUCUGCUAUUAGGAGUCUCCAGGAAGGCAGCAGAUCUGUUAUUAGGAGCUCAAGUGAAGCAGCAGCUAAGUCAAAGGAGAAAAAGAAAGAGUCAGAGGAAAAAAAAAGGAUUAAGAAACAAACACACACACGCUAAAAAAAAAGGAAAAAAAUAAGCGCCAAACAAACAACAAAAAAAACCAAACCAAAACAAAAAAAAAAAAAAAAAAAAAAGAAAAAGCAACCAACUUUGACUCCUCACACCGCGCCAGGAUAGAGAGCUCGCCUUGGGAUCACCCGAUGAAGGGCAGCAGAGAUCGGUGCAAGUUCUGAUGGAUUAUCGUGGCGCGCCCGCGGUGCAGGAGCAGCCCCGGCGCCCCGGUCCCGCCGCCCGCGCCUAGCGCCGGCUCCGGCCGCGCUCCCUCCGCGCCCGCGCCGCGCCCGCACCCGCGGGGUCCGCCGGGGGCUGCGCGCUUCGCCGGUCCCUUUCCUCUGCCUUCUUGUUGUUUUUUCUGCCUUGACUUGUAACCCCCGACUCUUCGCAGAUGUUAGUGCACAGUUUUUCGGCUAUGGAGCGCCACGACAGUACCAGCAACGGGACAGCCCGGUUACCCCAGCUGGGGACCGUGGGUCAGUCUCCCUACACCAGCGCCCCACCGCUCUCGCACACCCCCAACGCCGACUUCCAGCCGCCCUACUUCCCCCCCCCUUACCAGCCCAUCUACCCCCAGUCUCAGGACCCCUACUCCCACGUGAACGACCCGUACAGCCUCAACCCCCUGCACGCCCAGCCGCAGCCCCAGCACCCAGGAUGGCCGGGACAGAGACAGAGCCAGGAGACGGGGCUGCUCCACACGCACCGCGGCUUGCCCCACCAGCUCUCGGGGCUCGACCCGCGCAGGGACUACCGGCGGCACGACGACCUGCUGCACGCCCCGCACGGGCUGGGCUCGGGGCUGGCCGACCUGCCCCUGCACUCCAUCCCCCACGCCAUCGAGGACGUGCCGCACGUAGAAGACCCCGGUAUUAACAUCCCAGAUCAAACUGUAAUUAAGAAAGGCCCCGUGUCCCUCUCCAAGUCUAACAACAACGCCGUCUCCUCCAUCCCCAUCAACAAGGACGCACUCUUCGGCGGGGUGGUGAACCCCAACGAGGUCUUCUGCUCGGUGCCGGGCCGCCUCUCGCUGCUCAGCUCCACCUCCAAGUACAAGGUCACGGUGGCGGAAGUGCAGAGACGCCUGUCGCCGCCCGAGUGCCUCAACGCCUCCCUGCUGGGCGGAGUGCUCCGGAGGGCAAAGUCUAAAAACGGAGGGAGAUCUCUGAGGGAGAAACUGGACAAAAUAGGACUAAACCUGCCAGCCGGGAGGCGUAAAGCUGCUAACGUUACCUUGCUCACCUCGCUCGUGGAGGGAGAAGCAGUACAUCUAGCUAGAGAUUUUGGGUACGUUUGUGAGACAGAAUUUCCUGCCAAAGCAGUAGCUGAAUUUCUCAACCGACAACAUUCCGAUCCAAACGAGCAAGUCACAAGAAAAAACAUGCUUCUAGCUACAAAACAGAUCUGUAAAGAGUUCACCGACCUGCUGGCUCAGGACCGAUCUCCCCUGGGGAACUCGCGGCCCAACCCCAUUUUGGAGCCGGGCAUCCAGAGCUGCCUGACCCACUUCAACCUCAUCUCGCACGGCUUUGGGAGCCCGGCGGUGUGUGCUGCCGUCACCGCCCUGCAGAACUAUCUCACCGAGGCGCUCAAGGCCAUGGACAAAAUGUACCUCAGCAACAACCCCAACAGCCACACAGACAACAGCACCAAAAGCGGCGACAAAGAGGAGAAGCACCGAAAGUGAGGAUCCCCCCCACACACGCUCCUCUCCCUUCCCCCUCAUAGCCCAUCGAUCCAUUCAUCUCCCUCCUCCCUCUCCCCGGCACCCAGCACCCCAGGCUACAGCAACAGAAUGAGCGUCCUUCUGCCAGUCUUGUUCUCUGACUCUGCAGGACUGCUCUGCCCUCUCUCCACACCCCUUCCCAGCAUCCACAUUUCCAUUUGCUCCUGCUUAAAUUCCCCUCUCUUCCCACUGCCACCAUCGUUUAACCCCAGUUUGAAGCCUAAGAGAACAGAACAGGGGGACGGAGCCAGCAAAGAAAAAAAGUUCUGUCUUGAGUUUGUGAACUUUUUUUUAAAUAAAACAAAAGGAGAAAAAAAACCCAACAAAAAAUAAAACAAAAAAGAAAAGGACUUUUUUUUCUAAAAAUAUAUUAAAAAUUAAAAAAAAAACAAACAAAAAGAAAUAAAUAAUACUUUAAAAUUCUAUGAGCUUCACCGGACUGAAUCACCACCUUCCCUUACAUAAACUUCAGUUAAGAUUGUAGCCAUACUAAAAAUGAAAGAAAAAAGUGAAAAAGUACAAGAGCAACAGCAGACAGACAAAAGUCAAAGAGGACUGAUGACAUUUUAUCAGUAUUGUGAAUAAACUUGAACACAAAACGCAAGCGGUUCCAUGUCAUAUCUUCAGUUGUAGAACUUUUUCCUGUCCAAGGUAAAGCGACCAACUUGAACUUUCUAUUGCAACACGAUUCACGGUUAUUAUAUAAGGGAAUCAGUGUUCAUGUAUGUAUAUAUUUAUUUAUGUGUAAUUUAAUGGGAAUUGUAAAUAUGGUGAGUCUGUUUUAAGCCUUUUUUUAUUUAUCUGGUGAUCUCGUUUACCUCUUGUUUAGUGGGUUUUAAAUCUUCCCCUCUUAGUUCAUCAUGUGGUUCAUGGUACUUAUUUAGAUAUCAGAGGUUUUUUGGGGGUUUUUCUCUGGGAUUCAUCAUUUUUAGCCCUAUUGUAGCAUGUUAAAAGCGACAAUGAAGCAGCUGAACAAAUAAAAAACCAUUAAUUUUUA
Molecule: messenger RNA, 3051 nt
Organism: Zonotrichia leucophrys gambelii
Lineage: Eukaryota; Metazoa; Chordata; Aves; Passeriformes; Passerellidae
Gene: TFAP2A
Product: transcription factor AP-2 alpha
Exons: 7
Coding region: 720-2015 (431 amino acids)
Biological process (GO): regulation of cell population proliferation; anatomical structure development; regulation of transcription by RNA polymerase II
Cellular component (GO): nucleus
Molecular function (GO): RNA polymerase II transcription regulatory region sequence-specific DNA binding; DNA-binding transcription factor activity, RNA polymerase II-specific
Source: RefSeq, a predicted model, not a curated record